AUGACUGAAGGAAUUCUAGACCUGUAUGUGGACGUGGUUUCGCCAUUUGCCUAUCUGGCCUAUCAGGUAAGGAAUUGGCCGGAUUGAUGGCCAAGUCAAGGUCAUAAGGAAAGCUCAAAAUAUGGGAUUUUCCUUCUACGGGGGACCUGAUCCAGUGGCAAAAAACGCGCCAUUUUGAAUCAGGGGAGUAUCAAAAAUGUGGAAAAAUGCUUCCCUCUCCAGGUGAAAAAAAACUCCGAUUUCAACAGUGUGUCCACUCUUUUUGUGAGGGAGAGCCCUUCAAAGCAAUUUUUUUCACUUGGAAAGGGAAGCAUUUUGCCGCAUUUUUGAUGCUUCCCGGAUGCAAAAUGGUACGUUUCCUGCCACUGGAUCAGGUCCCCCACUGUAUUAUUAGAGAGUUUAUGCCCUAUUCUCAUCCCUUAUUCGAUAAUCUUACAGUGAGAAACCCCAUGUUUUGAAUUAUCAUUCAAAAUCCUCAAGCUUUCUAAAACUGUUCCAAAACUUCCUCAAAAAAUCAAACCGGAAAUUUCAGCUAAUGUCUUGAUUAUUUUCAGAUAAUCAAGGACCAUGAAGCCAGCUUGAAAGUCAAAGUUAACUACCAUCCCGUCUCAAUGGCCGCCAUUUUUCGGCUGACCAAGAACACUGGGCCCGCGUUGGUCCCACUGAAAUUCCAAUAUCUCCGAAACAACCUUGUUCAACUCUCUGAAUUUUGGGAUAUGGAUCCAGUAAUUUUACCAGCUGUAAGUAUACUAUCCCGAAACUUUGUCGAGGAAAAUUCUCAAAAUUUUGAAAAUUACGAAAAGUUCCAAUUGAUACAAUUAAAUAUUUAAAAAUUUUUUUUCAGUGGUUCGAAGAGCGCGCUCCCACAAUGUCGCCAAUCCUCCCUCUACGUGUUAUAACGUACAUUCAACACAACUACCCCGACGAAUUCGACCGAACAAUCCGCGCUUUCUGGAGCCGAAUGUUCAACGAGCACAAGACAAAUUUCCUUCCCGCUGAUGUGGAAGCACUCCUUGAAGAGCUCGGAUUUGAUCCGGAAAUUGUCAACCUAGCCCAGUCCGAGGAGAACAGACGCGUUUUACGCGAUAACGUAACGAAUGCUGUUCGACAAGGAGCCUUUGGAGUGCCCUAUAUGAUGUUGAAGCGGCCCGGCCGGGAUUCGCAAGCAUUUUUUGGCGUCGAAAGCCUACCGCUCAUGUUCAAGGAGUUGGGUUUGGUAAAAAGCGAGCCAGUCAUCCACGCAAAACUCUAA
Molecule: messenger RNA, 1252 nt
Organism: Bursaphelenchus xylophilus (pine wood nematode)
Lineage: Eukaryota; Metazoa; Nematoda; Chromadorea; Rhabditida; Aphelenchoididae
Source: the annotation of a GenBank genome assembly